AUGGAGGGUCUAUCUGUAUACUACACCAAUAAUCUGCUUUAUACGCAGGAAAGAUUGUCGAAAUAUCGACCUGGCGGGUACCAUCCCGUCCGCCUUGGCGGUGCCUUCAAAAACAACCGCUACGAAGUAAAUCAUAAACUAGGAUGGGGAGGGUUUUCCACCGUCUGGCUUGCACAUGACAGAGAUGUCUGCAAAACCACCCCCAAGGGAAUCUCUGUUCAAUUACUUGACGACUUUACUCACCACGGUCCUAAUGGAGCCCACCAGUGUCUUGUAUUCGAAUUAUUUGGCCCUCCUGUGGAUAAAGUUCUCCACGAGUACUACGAAUCUCAAGAACGGCUAGAAACUGCCACCAUCUUACGAAUGUCAAAACAGCUUCCUGAGGGUGUUGAGUUUAUCCAUAGGUCCGGUAUGGGCCACGGAGAUAUAAGCGGUACGGACUUGUCGAAUGCAACAAAAGAAGAUCUUUUUGAAGUUCCUGGUACUCCGGAAGUUGAAAGCUGGCUCAUAUUGACGGCAGUCAACUCCCCAAGGGCUUACCAGAGACUCUAG
This is a messenger RNA of Talaromyces atroroseus, 552 nucleotides long. RefSeq lists its product as hypothetical. The record is from RefSeq and is a predicted model, not a curated record. Bases 1 to 552 code for a protein of 183 amino acids. Gene Ontology annotation, biological process: regulation of mRNA processing; spliceosomal complex assembly. Lineage: Eukaryota; Fungi; Ascomycota; Eurotiomycetes; Eurotiales; Trichocomaceae. The transcript has 3 exons.